AUGAUCAAAGGCAGCUGCGCUUGCGGGCGUGUCCAAUAUCAGACCCAAUCCCAACCUCGUACCGUCACUGCCUGCCACUGCGGCACUUGCCAAAAGGCGGGCGGUCCGUUCCUGGCGUUUGCAGGCUUCCCAACCUCUGAGCUUCAGUGGAUUCAUCAACCUGACCUCUGGGCACGCAGUGACUUCGCCGACCGCGGAUACUGCAAGGUGUGUGGCUCGAGCGUGUCGAUGCGGUACUACGUCGAAGACAUCACCUAUGUGACACUGGGGACGAUCGAGCCCGGCACCGCUCUGCCUCGGAUAGGAGCCCAUAUCUUCUUGAAGGAAAAAGCACCAUGGGUUGUUCUGCCAGACGACGGGGCAGAACGAUGGGACGGGUUCGGUCCGGGAUUCGAGAAGGAGCUGGCUCAGUGGCGGCGCCAAAGACUUCGGCCCAAGUUGUAA
Messenger RNA from Capronia epimyces CBS 606.96, 444 nucleotides. RefSeq lists its product as uncharacterized. The transcript has a single exon. The record is from RefSeq and is a predicted model, not a curated record. NCBI's taxonomy places the organism in Eukaryota, Fungi, Ascomycota, Eurotiomycetes, Chaetothyriales, Herpotrichiellaceae. Bases 1 to 444 code for a protein of 147 amino acids. Gene Ontology annotation, molecular function: carbon-sulfur lyase activity.